AUCAAAUGUACAGUGCAGAUAACGCUGGACUCGAGAUAAAUUAUAAAUUUGCUACUAGUCGACAAAGUUUUCAUUUUUGUAAUCGAUAUCUAGAAAAUCUAAAGAUAUUAACGACGACAGAUGGUUUCUACGUGAAUAUCGAUCAAACAUUGUACAGAUGGUUUUGUUUGACUAGCAAAUAACAGGUGAAGAUUCCUUAAUCAGCUGACGACACUUCACGACGUUCUCUCAUUUUCGUCUCUUACAAUGGAAAACAUACAAAAAGAAUUAACGAGGAGAAUCGUUAACAUAUGUAAAGCGAAAGAAGCACCGAUAACCAAGGAUUUAGCCUCGUUUUUGUUUUCCCUGUACCAAUUGAAUCCGACGUAUCGAAUUAAGGAGAAGGACGAGGAGAAAAAUACAAGGAUACUUGAGGCCAUAACAGAGAGGUUGUGUGACCAAAGCAAGGCUAGUUUGACAACUUUAAAAAAUCAACUAUACUUUGCCAAGCAUUAUCAUGAAAGAGAUGAAACUAUCAAGAGACAUCGGUUACGACUUCAUCAGAAAACUGUGCCUUUGGUGACCGAGAUCUGUGAAGCUGACAAAAUAAAAGGUGCAAAGGACACAGAAAAGUUGUAUCAGAAAAUAUUAGCGGUAAUAACGCUUUUGAGCGGUCUAGGAAGUCCUACAAUCCCUUCUAUUCUGAGAGAAGUCUCGGUGGCGUUGCAAAGCGUCUUCCAGACUUCCGAGCUGGCUCGCUACGUGACUUUACCGAAACGGGAGAAAGAGGAACAACUAAUGGAGUUGAUGUGCAUAGUCGCGGGUAUCCGAUUAUUCAACAGGGACUGUCAACGAGGUGGCGAGGGGAUCGACGAUCUGCCAAGCAUCUUACAAGAGGCUUUAACGAAGACCCGCAACUCCAUCCUCGAACUGUUAGAACCGUUAAUGGGCAAGGUGUACAAGUUCACGGCUGCCGUGGAAAACGCUAUCGUAUGCACGUCAUCGACUGACGCGUCCGCGGAUGUUGCAUGUCGCAGCAGCUCGAGAAGAGCCGCCGCGACGUUAACCACGAGGGAAAACGUCGAGUGGGCCGUUGAAAUGCUUGCGGCCAGCCGCCAGCAAGAGAUCUACAUCAGAAAGCUGCUAAGCGACGUGGAGAGCAGCGAGAACGCGGUGAAAAAUCUGAUGGAACGUCUUCGGGGACGUUUCUUCAAGCUGCACGACACCGUCAGAUACAGAACGGCCAUUCCCACCGCUCAAGUCUAUCCACAAUUUAUCGAUUUGGCGGAUAUAUGGAUGGGACUGCAAGACGAGGUAAUCAUUUUGAGUAACGUCAAUAACUUCCUGUGGGAAUUACAGAGUUUGAGCAAUAAGACCGUGAACGUUUACGAUCAAACGAAGCUGGAUGACAUAGCGGAGAACGCGGAUGUCCUGACUGACGCUGAGAGAUUGGAACGUUCCAUGGGCAACUUAAUAACGGAGUGCGGCGAAUGCCUGAUAUAUUACCCGAACGUCACUAAGGAUUUCGAGAAGAUUAAUUUGGAGUUUCUAGGAUUUUGCGCGUGGACGUUCGUCGCAGGCAAGGGAGCUUUAAUACCAGGUAAUCCGAAUAACGGUGUGGCAAAGUGGCGGGGAAAGUAUUACGCCUUUAAGUCGCCGAAGGCAGCCGUCAAGUUCGGAGAGAAUCCCGACAGGUACGUUUACGAGGCGCUUGAUUUCGUCCGCAAUCAUCCGGAGUACAUUCAUUUGUUCAAGUUGCACGAGGAAAUCGAAGCCAUGCAGAAUCAAGAAGAGUUUACGAAGGAAGGCCUGCAAUUAAAGGUCCGUCAUAAUCAGAAAGUUCAAACGGACGUCCACAUUCUUCCUCCUUAUGUCGAUAAAGAUUACACUUCUAGCGUUUGGGAGCUCAAGCGGAGAGCUUUGCGCUUAGCAAAUAUAACUCGAUGUGCGACACGAAGCACACAGACGUUCAACUCGCACUUUCGAUAUGCUGUUUACGCACAAGCAGCUCCGCCUCAGGAUAAGGAAGUUCAAACCAGAAGAGAUAACUACACGAACACAAAGAAUCUCAAGACGUUCAUAUUUGGGCUGCGAGGCAGGCGGGAUGACAAUCAGCAUGUUAUAUCGUUCUUGGAAGAUGAGCUUGAACACUUAUAAAAUUCAAGUAAACGACCUUCUGUCACGUCAAACAUGAAAUCCUGUAUACGUAAAUAAAACGUUUUAAUAACAAUAUAAUGUUAGUCGUAAUAAAGAUUCAAACAAAAUUACAUAUAUGCAACGUUGUUAAUUAUCAGACUUGUAUGACUGUAAUACAAAGAUAUGUUAAAGGAUAUGUGUAUCGGGCCAUGUUUGAGGGAGAACUGCAGGAGACGAUCAAAAUAAAUAGCACGCAAGACUCAAUUAAAAAAAAAUCAAAGCAAUACUUUUAAUGACAAUCCCAAAUACAAUUCACGGAACAUUACAGUUUAAACCAUCCAUCUUUCCGGGUUUAGAAAACGAAUCUGCAUUAUAAUUUAUCAUUCCGUGUGCACGUAUCAUUUUCUUGGCGUAUGUAGCGCUUUCAUAAUCGCAAACUGCAAUUAUCUCAUCCAUGUGGCUUUUCUCGUGAUAGAGAGAGACUUAGGCCUGCGUUUCUUUAAUUUAUAUUCAAAAUACACAAAUUUUACACAUGUCGAAGCUCGGACAGACUUGCGCGCCUAAUUCCCGCGCUCCGUGAGCCUAUUACAUUCCCUACACUUCAACAUUGUGCAGUGAUCGCUGCACUAUGAUUUUAUAUGCUUAUAUCGUACCUUUCAGUGAAUAUAUUGUUUUAUCAUUAGAUCUUAAACAUUAGGUCAAUUUUUACACCAAGAAACCUAUAUUAUGACAAUAAUUAGUAAUUACACGAUAAUACAAUUAAACUUUGCUUACAAUUUCAGUGUAUAAUGUAGCUAUUAUACAGAAGAGGUACAGGAUGUUGAUUUUUCGCAUAUCUUUUCUUUGUUUAUUUCCGCAUUUCUUUUUAAUGUCCAUCACUCGUUCCCUCCAUUCUGGAGGCAAAACUAUCUGGCAUUCUAUUACAUCCAAGAACAAUCAACAUUGCGUUUGUAACAAAAAGGGGGGAGGGGGAGGAGGAAGAAAUGACAAAAAAUAUCACGCAAUCCGUUACAGAGAAAAGUUAAGAUCAUCGAGAUAAGAACGUAUAAAAAAAAAAAAAAAAA
Messenger RNA from Dinoponera quadriceps, 3179 nucleotides. Its product is annotated as UPF0704 protein C6orf165 homolog. Gene Ontology annotation, biological process: regulation of cilium beat frequency. Gene Ontology annotation, cellular component: axoneme; ciliary basal body. Bases 247 to 2136 code for a protein of 629 amino acids. The record is from RefSeq and is a predicted model, not a curated record. The transcript is spliced from 13 exons. NCBI's taxonomy places the organism in Eukaryota, Metazoa, Arthropoda, Insecta, Hymenoptera, Formicidae.